Peronospora belbahrii is the source of this 447-nucleotide messenger RNA. NCBI's taxonomy places the organism in Eukaryota, Oomycota, Peronosporomycetes, Peronosporales, Peronosporaceae. The record is from the annotation of a GenBank genome assembly.
AUGGCCGCAGCAAUUGAAGUUCCCCAAAAGCUCCGACGUGCUACUUAUGUAAAGGUGAAGGACUUGACACCAGGAUCACAAGGUCAUAAUUUAGUGUUGCAAGUGGUUUCUGUUGCACCAGUUGUGGAGAAAAAGCGGUACGAUGGUGCUGUCUCGCGCAUUGCCGAGGCCAUGUUAGCUGACGAAACUGGAUGCGUCACUUUUACGGCACGAAACGAACAAAUUGAUAUUCUCAAGGAAGGACUUGUGCUCGUACUGCGUAAUACUAACGCUGACAUUUUUAAUGGAUUUAUGCGACUGAAUGUAACACAAUGGGGUAAAAUCUCAUUGCAUCCAGACGGUAUAUCAUCUACACCACCACCACCACCAAGUGUCAAUAUGGAAAACAAUAUCUCGGCUGUUGAAUAUGAAUUGGUCACGGUUGAUGAUGCAGAUGAGCAGCAGUAG